Molecule: messenger RNA, 2529 nt
Organism: Rhagoletis zephyria (snowberry fruit fly)
Lineage: Eukaryota; Metazoa; Arthropoda; Insecta; Diptera; Tephritidae
Source: RefSeq, a predicted model, not a curated record
CUCGUUCAUUUCCAUUUUUAAAUGAAAAAGAUCAAGUUUUAAUAGAUGUUGGAAUAGAUGGUUUAAAGCUAUUCAGAAGUUCAAGUAAAGUACUAUGGCCUAUUCUUGGUUCAAUCGUUGAUUUUCCAAAAGAAAAACCUUUUACUAUUGCCUGCUUCUCAGGAAAACAAAAACCAAGCAAUGUUAAUGAAUUUAUGAAAGAUUUUUGUGACGAAGUAGUAUGUUUAAGAAAUAACGGUUUAAAAGUCGGUUUGAUUAACCCCAUUUUGAAAAGAUUUAAUGUUCGUUUAUUUACGUGUGAUUCGCCCGCGAGAGCUUUUGUGACUGGGGUUCAAAAUCAUAAUGCGAAAAAGGGCCUCCCUAAAUGUUGUCAAGUAGGUCAUUAUUUAGAAAAAAGGGUAUGCUUCUCUAAGAAACUAUGUGAAUUAAGAACCGAUUUUUCAUUCAAAAAUAGAAAUGAUUUGGCACACCAUAACGUAAAAUUUCGGGAAGAAGAAAAUGUUUUAGAAGAAGCGGGCUUUGGAAUGGUUUCUCAAUUUCCUUUAGAUCCCAUGCACCUCGUUGAUUUAGGUGUGGUUAAAAAACUCUUGCAUCUUCUAGUAAAUAAAGUAAACGUUAACGUAAUGAAUGAUAAGCUUUAAUUUCUUUCUGUCUGGGUGCCAUCUGAAUUCGGAAGAGUUUGCAGAAAUAUUGAUGAAACUGGAGAUCCACUGAAUAUAAACAAUUUUUACUAUACUCGGGUAUAUUUGUUUUGAAAAAUUGUGUUGAUGAACAUUUGUACUACCAUUUUCUUUUAUUACAUGCCAGUAUACGUAUUCUCUCUUCCGAAAGAUCUUACAAAGUAGAAGCAAAUAUUGUACAGCAAUUAUUAAAUGAAUUUGUUAAUUUGUUUGGAAAUAUUUAUGGGGAUCAUUUAAUAAGUUUUAACCUGCACGGCCUUCUUCAUUUGUCUUAUUGUGCCAAAGAAUAUGUACCCUUAGACACUUUUUCGGCCUACAAAUUCGAAAAUUAUAUGCAGCACUUAAAAAAACUUAUUAAAUCCCCCACAAAUAUUUUGCAACAGUGGUAUUUGAGAAUUGACGAAAGAAAAUAUUUAAUAGAAGAUAAACAUUCAAAACUUGAUGCGUUUUUCAUUAAUCAUAUAAAAGAGAAAAAUUCGUUUUGUUUUAGUGAAGAUACGGGACCUUUCAAAGUCAUAGAUAUGUGCAUAGAAUCAGAAGAGGAGGUAGUGGUCGGAUACAAAUUUAAAGAAAUAAGUAAUUACUUUAUUGAGCCUCUUGAAUCCUUUUCUGGACUUAGUAUUUUGCUUGCAAGCGGGUUAAGUGAUGAAAUAAUACGGUUUCCAAAAAAAAAUAUCAAAUACAAAUAAUUUUGCAUACCUUAUGAAAAUAAUUUUCUUUUAAUUCCAAUAUUACAUCACCUCUUUCACACUAGUUAUACAAGUUUAUUCUACUAUACAUUAGCAAAAUUUACUUGUUCCCAUUAAUAACACAUUUUCUUUUUCUUUGUUUUAACCAUGCCACGAAUUCUGGAGAAAUAUGAGUGAGGAAGCCGAUAUUUUCAAUUGGACACCCCCGGCCACAUCCACCCCUAAGGACAGAAAAAGGAAAAGGCUUCAACUUUCCCUAGACUUCAACGCCUGUUCUUCAAAUCAAAUAUUAACAUCUUGUCACAGCCAGAGUGUGUUUGGAGCAACUGAAACACCAGUUGUUGCCGAAAUUUCAGCAACAAACAAAGAUGUAAUGGACAUGUUGGAAAUUAUAUUACAAAAGCAAACAAAUUUGGAGACCCGGUUGGAUAGCUUGGAAGGAAAAAUGCUUGACAAAACUGAUGUGAUGGCUCACCAUAAAGUCGUGCGUGAGUCGAGAGUGCUAAUUAAAAAAGUACAUCAGAGUGUUUGCCGCAUAUCCGGAGAAACUGCGAAGAUCUCCACACAGAACUGGCCGUUCUUAUGCCAAUGCAAUCUUUAGAUGCUGGUUUUGAUUUGGAGGAAAAGCUAAUAGAAAAAAAUUACGAAGACGGAAUGAUAUCAUAUCUUUUCACCAUAAAAGGCUCUUCAGGAGAUAUUGAAGCGGUGAUGGUCGAUGCGGCAGAAAAUCGCUAUCUAAGUUGAAAAUAGUUAGCGUGGCUCUGUUUGGUUUUUUAUAUUAUUCACUUAUUUUCUGAAUUUUUGGUUAUGUUUUUAAUUAUUUUUUUUCAGAUAUUUUCAAACUCCAGGGCCGUAUAGAGUUUGAAAAGGAAGUACGAAAGAGCGUCGAAUACAGCCAUAAUAGGUAAAAGCAGAAACGCUAUUCAUCUAACAAACGGAAUAUGCCUUUAUAAAUAAGCUUAGCUUUAGACAAAUAAGUUUAGUUUUACACCUUAAUCAAGAGACUACCAAACUAAUAUAAAUAAUAGUACAAACUAAAUGUGAUCUCAAAUAUAAUAUGAACAUAAUAGUACAAAUAAAAUGUGAUCUCUUAGUAUAAUACCUUAUCUGUAGUUAUAAAUAAAUAUAAUAUAAACUAUUAAUAAUAAUAUAACAAAUAA